UCAAUCAUCACUGCCAUGGCAACAACCAUUCAUCUUUCUUCCACCAUCUCAUUCUCUCUCUUAAAUUCUGAUCUUUCUUCUUCCAAAUAUGUGUCUGACCUUCCAUUUCACUCUAACCCCCGAAGGAAAUACAUUCCACCCUUACCCGCCACUGUCACUGCCACCAUCUCCGACCACACCCAUAGCCAUGGAUCCCAAACUACCUCCUCCAACGGCUCUCCCACUCUUUCUAGAAACUAUGUUGUGGGGAAGGAAGGGGCAGAUUCAGAUGCAGUUAGGAAAACUAAGAUUGUAUGUACAAUUGGUCCGUCUACUAGUUCACGUGAAAUGAUUUGGAAACUAGCUGAAACGGGAAUGAAUGUGGCACGUUUAAAUAUGUCACAUGGGGACCAUGCAUCACACCAGAAAACUAUUGAUUUGGUUAAACAAUACAAUGCUCAAUUUGAAGACAAGGUUAUCGCUAUCAUGCUUGACACCAAGGGUCCUGAAGUUAGAAGUGGGGAUGUGCCUCAACCAAUUUUACUCAAAGAGGGACAAGAAUUCAAUUUCACCAUUAGGAGAGGGGUCAGCUCAGGAGACACAGUUAGUGUUAAUUAUGAUGAUUUUGUGAAUGAUGUGGAUGUUGGAGACGUACUACUUGUUGAUGGAGGAAUGAUGUCUCUUGCCAUUAAGUCAAAAACAAAAGACUUGGUUAAAUGUGAAGUGAUUGAUGGUGGAGAACUGAAAUCCAGGCGUCAUUUAAAUGUCCGUGGAAAAAGUGCAACACUUCCUUCCAUAACUGACAAGGAUUGGGAAGAUAUCAAGUUUGGGGUGGACAAUCAAGUGGACUUCUAUGCUGUCUCAUUUGUCAAGGACGCUAGAGUGGUUCAUGAGUUAAAAGACUAUCUCAAAAGUCACAAUGCUGAUAUACACGUGAUUGUAAAAAUUGAAAGUGCGGAUUCCAUACUAAAUCUACAUUCGAUACUUUCAGCUUCAGAUGGGGCCAUGGUUGCUCGUGGGGACCUUGGAGCUGAACUUCCAAUAGAGGAAGUUCCUUUAUUGCAGGAGGACAUCAUUAGAAGAUGUCACAGUAUGCAAAAGCCAGUUAUUGUGGCAACAAAUAUGCUUGAAAGUAUGAUUAAUCAUCCCACACCAACAAGGGCAGAAGUCUCAGACAUUGCAAUUGCAGUAAGACAAGGCACUGAUGCUAUCAUGCUUUCAGGAGAAACUGCACAUGGAAAAUAUCCAUUGAAAGCUGUUAAAGUUAUGCAUGCGGUGGCUCUAAGGACUGAAUCCAGUAUUCCAAGUAGUAUUCCUUAUCCAAAUCAAUUGAGUUCCCAUAAAAGCCAUAUGGGGGAAAUUUUUGCUUUCCAUGCGACAACUAUGUCCAACACUCUCAAUACUCCUAUUAUUGUUUUCACCAGAACGGGAUCCAUGGCAAUUAUUUUGAGCCAUUAUAGGCCUUACUCAACAAUCUUUGCAUUCACAAAUGAGGCUAGGAUUAAGCAGAAGUUGGCACUUUAUCAUGGUGUUAUGCCCAUAUACAUGCAAUUUUCAAAUGAUGCAGAGGAGACUUUCUCUAGAGCCCUCAAGCUACUAUUGAGUAAUGGUCAUUUACACGAGGAACAGCAUGUUACUCUUGUUCAAAGUGGAGCACAACCAAUCUGGCGUGAGGAAUCUACUCACCACAUACAACGACAAGGACUUGGCAGAACCUGGAGAGAGGGUUGCCACUGGGCUUGAAGUGCCUAUACCUUGGGAUGCCUACAAGAAACAAGAUCAAUGCAGCAAAGGCAAAGCCUGCAGACAACCAGAAACCAA
Molecule: messenger RNA, 1800 nt
Organism: Gastrolobium bilobum
Lineage: Eukaryota; Viridiplantae; Streptophyta; Magnoliopsida; Fabales; Fabaceae
Product: pyruvate kinase isozyme G, chloroplastic-like
Exons: 13
Coding region: 16-1722 (568 amino acids)
Biological process (GO): glycolytic process
Cellular component (GO): cytoplasm; chloroplast stroma
Molecular function (GO): magnesium ion binding; pyruvate kinase activity; potassium ion binding
Source: RefSeq, a predicted model, not a curated record